This is a messenger RNA of Lineus longissimus, 5593 nucleotides long. RefSeq names its product beta-1,3-galactosyltransferase brn-like. Gene Ontology annotation, molecular function: UDP-glycosyltransferase activity; hexosyltransferase activity. The record is from RefSeq and is a predicted model, not a curated record. Lineage: Eukaryota; Metazoa; Nemertea; Pilidiophora; Heteronemertea; Lineidae. Gene Ontology annotation, cellular component: Golgi membrane. The coding region runs from base 190 to 1269 and encodes 359 amino acids. The transcript is spliced from 2 exons.
UCGGCGGGUGCGCUGGAAAGUGGGUGUGCAUGUUCACCGGUUUUCAUAUCUCAUUUGGAAUGAUAUCGUGCGUUACAAAUCUCAAAAGAUGUAGAAUUUUGAUCAAGUGAUACUAAGUAACAUAACCAGUGAAAACCGUCAACGUGGAUUAAACGAAGUUCCAUUUGUGAAGACCACUGGCACGUCACGAUGAGGCGAUUUCACUUGAAAGAUCUGAAGAUUAUUCUCCGACGGAAAGUACGAGGAAUAUACUUCCUCUACUUAGGUAUUCUACUGACAAUCCCGGCUCUGUUUCUUUUGGAUAUGUCUGGUGCUUAUGAGUACGCAAUGCAGACACCUUUCACCCAUUUCCGAUACCCUCUUGAUGUCGACAUGGUCAGUGUUGUGCGCGUUGUGAAACAAAAUGGCUAUCCUGGUCUGCAGCCAGUCAACAAGUACCCAUUCAGGGAAGUUAUUACAAACAAUCACAUAUGUGACGAGGUAACUGACGGGAAAAUAUUUUUGUUGUAUGCUGUGAAAUCUGCAGUUGACCACUUUGAGCGGCGCAUGGCAAUUCGUAAUGCCUGGGGAGGGGAAAGAGUUCUGGGCAAGACUAUUCGAACAGUGUUUCUACUUGGAACCAGGUACUACCAGGUCAAUCUUCAGGACAAAGUCCUUGCAGAAAAUGAGAAGUUCGGGGACUUAGUCCAAGACGAUUUCUCUGAUGAAUAUUUCAAUAAUACCUUCAAAAUGAUGAUGGGCUUUCGAUGGGCGACAACCCAUUGUCGGAGUGCUAAAUAUAUCCUUUUUGUAGACGAUGACUUUUACAUAUCAUCGCAGAAUCUCGUGCAGUAUUUAGACCAUGUCCGUGACGAUAACCUUAUCGCUGGGUUUAUUUGGAACAAAUCCUUUCCAAUGCGUCAUCGCGUUAGUAAGUGGUACGUCUCGCUUGCGGAGUACCCGUUCACCCAUUGGCCACCAUAUCCAACAGCCGGUGCUUAUGUCAUCUCGAUGAAGACCGCUAUCAAUUUCAACAUCGCUUUCCAUUAUACAAAAUACAUGCGGUUCGACGACGUCUUUGUUGGCAUUGUUGCCUGGAAGUUGCACAUUAAGCCUGUUCAUCACAAUGCGUUUCAUUUUUAUAAAGUUGACCCUUUAAGGAAGGAAUAUCUUAAUACUGUUGCUUCACACGGAUACGAAGAUCCUGACGAACUCGUAAAUGUUUGGGAGGCCCAUCGGGAGCUUUUGAAGAAGGUGUCGCGAAUAUCAAAUCAGGCACCAAGAAGCUGAUAAACGAUUGUCAAUAUUGGCGUGCCAGUAUCACCAACUGCAUGUAUUAUCAGAACCAUUCUUUCCAUUUUUGUCAACAUUUGUUAUCCUUGUUUAUCUUUUUAAAUCAGGUGCUGUUUUGAGAUUUACAAAUAUGUCUCAUUUGUUGGGGUUGUUUUUUUCUCUGCAACAUCCUUGAUAAUUGGAAAUCUAUUUCAAAACUACUUUGAGGGACCACCCAAAAACAAAUUAUGUCGAACCCUUGAAUAUCAAAUUUCUGCAUCCUCUUGCAAACAGGGUCUACAACACGACUUCUCCUUACGCAUGUUUGAGGGAGUAAAUAUGUAUCGAGUGAAAUGAUCUGAAAUUGUCGGGAUGAAUUCCCUGAUGCUCAAGCGGUUGUCUUGCUACAGGCCUUAUGAACGAUGUAGUCUAAAGGUCUGUGUUAUCUUUUUGUGAUUUUGGCAUUUACUUGGGCCAUUGUACUUCGUUGCUUUAAUAAGGCUUACAAAACCUGCCUAUCGAGUCUGAAGUGCAAUAAUGUUUGCAGGUGGUGGCUUUUCAUCAUACAGCCAAACAUACAUACUAUAAUAGGAAGAGAUCAAAAUAGUCAUCAAUGCACUUGUUAUGUCAUGCAUUUUUAGUCGGUCUACAUAAUGUAAUUUGAGAAUGAGAGUUCACUGGUCAUUGGUGCUUAUGUCAUCAGUUGAUAGUUACUUAAUCUCAUUACUUUUUUCCCUGUGGGACGGCCUUUAAUCAAAAUGAUAUCAAUUAUGUUUCGAGAUCCGACCACAACUUAAGGCCAGAGGGAAACAUCUUACACAAGAUUAUUAAAACAUGAUAUGCAUAUUUUUUUCAAUUCCUUAUUUCACAAUGUUCUGUAUUGCAUGUUAUUCUGUGUUCCUGCAAACUAUGCAGGGCCAUUCUGUCUUGUUUAUUUGCAAUGUCUGUUUAAGAAAAUUUGGCAAUUUGGUUUUUCGACCAUCCGUUGUAAGUCAUAGAGGUGCCAUUUAUGAUAACCUCGUUGCAAUUAACAUAUUAAUAAUGGACUCUGUGCGUGUAUGUGUACUGCCUGCAUGGUUAUAAUUGUAUCGCCUUACCUCACAUAGUUUUUUGGUUUGGUGGCAUGAGAAGGCCCGAGACCCACCAAAGCCCCACAUUACCUACCUGGCAAUGCCUGGUAGAGAUCUGUGUUCUUCUCAUAUGAAUGUGGAAGUGUGCAAUGUUAUAUACAUCAAAACCUACAGGUGUGUGAUCAAGUGCAAGUGAAAUUGAAAUUGAAUUUGUUGUGUUGAAUUCACAUGUACUUGUCUUUAAUAAGAAGAAGUGAAGCUUUUUGCUGCAAUUUCAGACCUGGUGCUUCCUUCUUUUUGGUAUUAUUUGUGGUUUCUCUUAAAGCCAUUUUAUGGUUCUACAUACUGGGUACUGUGAAGUUAUUCAUGAAUUCAAGCCCUUAUAGCCUGGAGCUCAGUUUUCAAGAGGGUGUAUUUCUAAAUUUUCAUCUGUAGCCAGUAGUUUUAUGUGCAUAAUAUUUGACUGCAUACAACAUUAUGUAUGAAUGUUUUAUGUAGAUCUUAAAAUGAUCUCCUCAUUUAUACCAAAGUGAUUAACCAAUCAAAUUAGACCUUGGAAAAUCUGCUUCCCAACUGUCCGUGAAACGUACAGGCGCCCCAACUCUUUGAGCUGGCCUACUAAGAAUUUUCAGGGACAAGUUUGAAAUGCAUGAUUCUGAGCACUGUGAGUGCUGUGAUACAUGAAAUGGGAAUAAAGAUUGAGCUCUUGGGAAUGACAUACCUUUAAAAAGGCAUACUUUGAAUUGUAUAUCAAGAAUAUUGGCCCCCGAGGUUUGUUCUGAGGAGUGCAAACAACACCCUAAGCUUAACACCCUGAAAACACCCCAUUUAUGUCAAUCAUACUUGCACUUGCAGUGCACACAUUUCCCAGGGUAGGCGAGCUGGGAUGCCAGCCCCAAAUACACAUGCUUCUCGGUAACUUUGGAUGCUAAUUCUCCAGGGUAAAGAAAUGAUGCUCAUCACAGCUCAAACAAAAUCAUGUCACUGAUGUACAUGUAUGAUAAUCCAAUCUAUAAAUUGUCUGGUGAAAUGAAUGUUGUAGAAUAUACGUUUAUAUUUGUGUGUUGAAAAUAAUUGUAUUUUAUAGUCCUGCACCGUUGUGUACCGGUAGAUUGUAAUUACUUGUGGCGCAGGAAAAUAGUAAGACACAUGGCUGCCGUACUGUAAAUGGGGUUGUCAUUGUGAUGAAAAUUUACUCGUGGAUUAUGACCAUGUACACAGCCACUGUGUUGAAUUUUGUAUUCAAUGCAAUAUUGAAAAUCUCGAUUCUCUAUUUCAAAUUUUGAAUGGACGGCGUGGGCUUAAGAAUGGGUUGUUGUGAGAUUAGUAAUGUUCAUUCAAAAUGUUUUAGAGGAGCUCUGAGGAGUAGUGACACAUUCAUAAUUUGUAGGGACAGCAUUUUUCUGCCCCAAAGGUGUCCUUUAAUCAAAGUGAGGUUCUGCUGCGAGUGAAACGUUUCAGCGAAUGUCUUUUACUUAUCAAUCCCAUCAAAAAGGAGAUUCAGUACAUGCAACUUGAAACAAAAGUGUUUAACUUGAAUGCUUUGUACAAUGAAUCGUGUUUAUACUGUAAUUAUCUGCAAUCAAUUAUAUGUUCACUGUUAUCAAACGCAUGCGGUAACUAAUUUGCAUUGUUUUUUUCUUCAUGUUUCAAUGAAAUUGAUUAUCAAUGGGUGCUUUUGUUGAAUUGUAAAAAAAAUGUGGUGUCUAUGUAUAAAGAUUCUCCCAAAUGUCUUGAUUUGUGAAAUUGUCCGUGGAUCAUGAUAAAUAUUUGUCAUUGAUGAUAACAAGAAAUGAUAAAGACUCGUCUCUCUUAAAAUUCUUGAUGAUAACUAUUUGUGAAUACAUGUAUAUAUGAGGUCUAGGCAUCAGAUUUUCCACACCUUCCGCUAAGUUUAACAGUGCAAUCAUUCUGAUUUUGAUGGCAUUUCGCUCACCUUAUCCCGUUUUGGCUAAAGCCUAUAGCCAGGUGCUGGGACUAUGAGUUAGUCAGGUCACACCGGUUUAAAUUUCUUGAAAUAAACAUGGGAUGCCAUCAUUGCUGCAAAACAUUUCAGGAAAUUUUGACCUAUGAAUUUAUUUUCUUAACUCUUUUUAUUCCUUCAGUUGCUUUAUUCAUUUUCAAAGGUCAAUGACAAUGAAUAGUAAGUUAAAUUCAGCAAAAGACUUGGGACUGAAACAUCUAAAUGUCUUGCUCUGUAUGCAUGGUGUCCUCUGGCGUGGAGGAAAAGUCAGGUUGUAUGUGAUCUGGAUCUUUGGCCUAAGAUAGCUUAGAAAUUUAUUCUUCAAUUAACAUAAUCAUAAAAAACAUAUCUUUUGAAAUGAAUAUCAAUAUAUCAGGAUGCAGAUUAUUAUACAAAAUGUAGAAAAGUAUAGGAGUGGAUGUAAUGACCUGGCAGAAAGCCAGUGGUCCCAGGUCAAUAGUCAAAACUGAAUUGUCAUGUAAAAUGCACACCGAUACUGUGAACUGUGAAAUUUUUGCAAUGAUGAAAGUUGGCGAAUUUGUUUUUUUCCAAAUGGUGAUUCAUUAAAAAUCGCGUUGGCUGCCAACAUUUGAUGUGCAUUACAGUUUGAAUUUUCACACUUUUAAGCUUGUGUUAGACAGUUGCGAAAAACGUAAUGCUGAAAAAAAUUUCAUGGUUUACAUUAUCGGAGUUUUCCACACCCACAUGCAACUCCACGGAUCUUGGCUUGAUGCUAUAUCCUCCUGAAAGAUUUUUGCAUGAUGCGUCAUUUUACUGUCUAUAUGUUACCUUUCAUAUCCCUAUAUUUUCCGUUCAAGCUUUGGCGAAAAAAAGUUGUAAAUCAGCUCAACAUCUAUUCUUCGAUGUAACCUGUACGCGCAGCUCUUUCCAUUUGAACUCUGAAGCCCGAGAUGCGACAUCAAAUAGAAAGGCCGAACAUAGUUGCUUGGGUGUCCUGUCCUUGCCACCGUAAAAAAGAAUGUGACAAAUAUCCUCCAUAUUUCUGUUGCUAGGACCCUGUGUUAUAUGUACAGUCCAUUCAAGGGCCUGGCUUAGAGUUGGCUUUCUUGAUCUGGUCUUGUGCAGAGAGGUGGUCGGCAUUGACUCGGCUAAGUGGGCGCACAGAGAGAUUGCUGCUGAUCCCAUGUAGGGUGAAUGUGUGUAGCUUUUGCAUCAGUGAUGCCUUUUUAAUGCUGGUCAUAUUCAUGAUAUCAUUGUUUGUUGCUGUUCAAGAAUUUUCUACUUGUGUUAUUCCAGGUCUUCUGCUUUUGAUGAUCUGAUUGCUGCUUUUAUGACCAAUAAAUGAUAA